This is a messenger RNA of Chlamydomonas reinhardtii, 3114 nucleotides long. RefSeq lists its product as uncharacterized. Lineage: Eukaryota; Viridiplantae; Chlorophyta; Chlorophyceae; Chlamydomonadales; Chlamydomonadaceae. The transcript is spliced from 10 exons. The record is from RefSeq and is a predicted model, not a curated record. Bases 17 to 1732 code for a protein of 571 amino acids.
CUGCCGGAGUAAAGCCAUGGAGUACAUAGUUGCCACGAGCGAUCGCGGUCGCCUCGCGGCGAUUCGCACAUACCUGCAACGAGCUGUGAAUGCUAUUCCCUUGGAUUUCCUGGCAGACCGGCAGAAGCAGCGCGCGUUGAACCUGGUCGGCGAAGCCACCAUCAUUCGCAGAGCAGACCAAGGUGCCGACCGCGAGAGCGCUGUCAGCGGCGACCGCAUCGAGCGCCUGCGGCAUCGAUUGAAGCCUCGAGAGCAAGCCAUCCGCGCCGGCUUGGAGUUGCAACGGGUGGUUGUGCCCGCCAUGAUCAAGUGGCAACGCCAGACGCAGGCGCGCGCGGCGCAGUUCCUGCAGGUGGAGGACGAACUGGGUGAGCGCGAGCUGCAGCGGCGGCUGGGGCAGCUGGCCGCAUUCGCCGAGGCCGCCCGAGCCAUGGACGCGUGCUUCCUCGCGCUGAAGGGCCGCAUCAGCCUGCCGUACAGGCGCGCGCUGCUGAACGCGUACGACACUGUCAUUGACGAGGACGUGCCCGACCUCAUGGCCGUCAACGAGCUGGAGGACCGGGUGGCCUGGGGGCCGCCGGGGUCGGGCGCCACGCCCUUCCUGGCCAAUCCGCUCAAGGGCGCGUACGAGAUGCCCGAGUGGCUGGCGUGGGAGUGCGGCGUGCCCGUGACACUGGACUUCCAACUCAUGGGCCACAUCUGGGCGGACGCGGCGGCUUACUACGCGCUGUUCGCCAUGUCUGCCAGCAACCCCGACCGGGACGAGUACGGACUGCGUAUGGGGGACGAGUGCUUCGUGGGGCCACUCGAGGACAAGGCUGCCAAGCUCCUGCUGCCCUCCUACCCGCGCCACGUGCCGCUGAGCGACCCGGCGGUGCAGCGCGGCACCUGGCUGGUGCUGGCCAGUCUGCAGCGGCUGGCGGCGUGGGUGGGCAGCAGCGCGCAUGCUCGCUUCCCGCUGGUGGUGCGCUCGCUGCAAGGCAUGAUGCGCAAGGCCGGCAUCGCCCGCCUGGACCCUAACCUGGCGCCGCUUGACGCCCGAGUCGUGUUGGAGGGCACACCCUUCCUUCCGACUGCUGCCGCUGGCGCGGCCGCGGCUGCGGAUGCAGCUGCACGUGUGCCCCCCCAGGUGUCGGCGGCGCAGCAGGCAGCACAGGCGCCGCCGCCGCCGCCGCCGCCGGCUGCGCCGGCGGCGGGGGCUGCGGCUUCGGAGUCGGACGAGGAUGAUGAGGAUGAGUUGGAGGGUGUGGCAGCUGGCAGUGAGGUCACGGCCGCCGCCGCUACAGAUGCACCAGCAGCCGGCGAGGGCGGCGCAGGAGCCGCGGCCAAGAAGAAGAAGAAGAAAAAGAAGAAGAACCGCAAGAAGAAGAAGGCUCAGCCGCAGGGCGCCGAGGCGGCGGCUGGGGAGGCGCAAGCCUCGGGCUCGGGAGCAGCAGCAGCACCUGCGGCUUCCGUAUUGAGCCCGAUGGAGGCGUUGCUUGCGGCUCUGGCGAAGGAGCAGCCCGACUGCAUGGUGUGCCUACAGGAGUGGGGGCAGGACUUGACUGUCAACCAAACCAACUUCUUGUCUUGCACCGUGCUCAGCGCGGCCGGACCCUUCCACGCCAUCUGCAACACGUGCUGGAACUCGCUCACGGAGCCCAAGUGCCCCAUGUGCAACAAGUUCGACCUGGAGGCGCUGUCGCCGACCGAGUUCCUGAGCGCGCUGUCGACAGGGCGGCACGCCGCAUGAGGGCUGCGGGGAUGAGCGGGCACACGUUGGACCGCGGAAUUGUAGGCACCACAACGACAUAUAACCGCUACCAACAGUGCCAAGAAGCUCUCACAUGCCAGGUACACGGGGACCGUAUAUGUAUGUCACUUGGGUGCAUUCUUGUGAGAACACGAAUGCAAAUGCACGGUGCAGAUGUGAGUGAGCAUUUGCAUGGAUGGUGUGUGUGGCCAUUCGGCGCCCUAGCUGAUCAAGGCGGAGGCGCACACAAUCACUGCGCGUGGUGAUAACUGCGAUAAUGGGCAUGUGCAUGGCACUCUGGGCGCGCUGUGAGGCAGGAGUUUCUGGCAGCACUGCAACAGCUGUAUGUAUUGGGCACGGGUUAUGAAGUGACCGAGCUGCUUUGUUACUAUUGCUGCCGAGAGGGCGAGGGCAGUUGUAAGUUGCUAUUGAUGUUUACGGGCUUUUGUACACAGUGCUGGUAGCGGCGGUGGCGGCAGGGCCCGGCAGUUGCGGCGCUGGGCCAAUGGUGGCUGCUGCGGCGCGCUGGACGCGGUGUUGGGAAAAGGAUGGCAAUGCGCACGGGUGGCAGGGUGGGAAAGCCUGGCCAGGCGGACGGCCGAUGACAGGCAGAAGCGGCAGAGGUGGCAGCGCUGCCAAGAGGGCGUUGUGCGCUGCGCCGCUGUGGCCUGUGGGCGGCCCUGGCGCGGCUGCGGGAUCUGGCAUAGGAGCCGCGACACCAGGAACCAUCUUCGAGAACCGUCCCGGCAGUCAACGGAACAGCGGGCUUCGGAGUGCAUGCGGCGUUGGCCGCGGAUGGACGUGCAGGGCAUUGCCCACGGGCCGUGUAAGGCUCGGCUGACUGCCGACGAUGAGCCACCUGCCAAAGCAUCGAAGCAGGGGGAUAGGUGGGUGUAGUUCCUUCCAAUCCCAAAAUGGGGACGGGUGUGCGAUGGGACAGUGGCAAGGCAGGUUGGUAAAGUCCCGUAGGGUGCAGCUGAUGCCCAGAACCCAGCAGAUGGCAAACAAUUUGCAACGGCAGGGCAGGAGUACGCGGCCGGUCGAACGCCGGAGUUACUGUACCGACGAGUUGCUGGCUGGCUGGAAGUUUGCGGACGCGCAUUGGGGACGGGUGUGUGACUUGCGCUGCAACCAGCUAAACCAGCCCGCUUGGGGACAUGGCAGGCAGGCUGGGCCCACCUAGUCGGAUGCCGACCCACGGCUUAGGUGAGCAGCGCUGGCGUUAGUGGUAAGCCAAGCCUGAAGUUCCUGCCCUCUUGAGGAGCAUGGGGGACGUUCGGGGGUGCUCUCCUCGGGUGCGCGUACGUGUCUCGUACAUAUGCGGGGGCCUGGCUGUGUCCAUGAGUGUCGCAAUGUCACCCCACAUGUAACCCCUUUCAGCA